Gymnogyps californianus (California condor) is the source of this 29687-nucleotide messenger RNA. It is a transcript of the gene OBSCN, whose product is annotated as obscurin, cytoskeletal calmodulin and titin-interacting RhoGEF. The coding region runs from base 1 to 26730 and encodes 8909 amino acids. Gene Ontology annotation, biological process: protein phosphorylation. Gene Ontology annotation, molecular function: guanyl-nucleotide exchange factor activity; protein kinase activity; protein binding. Lineage: Eukaryota; Metazoa; Chordata; Aves; Accipitriformes; Cathartidae. The record is from RefSeq and is a predicted model, not a curated record. The transcript has 108 exons.
AUGGAUUACAGAUCGUUCAGCGGAGUCCCCCGGUUCUUGACCCGGCCUAAGGCGUUUAUGGUGUCUGUGGGGAAGGAUGCCACCUUGAGCUGCCAGAUCAUUGGAAACCCCAUCCCAGUUGUGAGCUGGGAAAAGGAUAAACUUCCAGUCCAGUCUGGGGGAAGGUUUAAAACCACAGAAGAUGGGGAUCUCUAUCGGCUAACAAUCUAUGAUCUGAGCCUGGAAGACAGUGGCCAAUACAUCUGCCGGGCCAAGAACACCAUCGGGGAAGCUUUUGCAGCUGUCAGCAUCAAAGUUGGAGAGGAGACCACAGUAACGGAGUCAGCCCCAUACUUCAUCCAGAAACCCUCCUCCAUCAAAGUAACAUUGGGAGAAGACGCCAUGUUCAAAUGCAAAGUCCAGGGCAGCCCUCCCCUCUCGGUGAACUGGGAGAAGGAUGGGAGGCACCUGCGGAACCGGGCUGAUGCUGGACGCUUCCAGAUUGAGUCUGCUGGGGAGUCAAACGCUCUCACCAUCCAGUGUGCCCGGCUCGGGGACAGCGGCACCUACACCUGCCGGGCAGAGAAUCCCAUCGGCUCUGCCAGCGCUUCGGCCGCACUGGUGGUCGAAAUGCAGGGCUCUUCCAACCCGGGCAGCAGCAGCCACUUCGAUACCAGCUGCGGCAAGACGGCAUCCUUGCUGUCUCACUUGCAAAAGAGGCGGGAGGAGAUCAGGACCAAAGGGGCCCGCAACGCAACUUUUGGGGCACUGACACGCACGUGCAGUGUGACGGAGGGGAAGCACGCCAAGCUGAGCUGCUACGUGACAGGCGAGCCCAAACCAGAGAUUGUGUGGAAGAAGGACAACGAGGUCAUUUUGGAAGGGCGGCGGCAUGUCAUCUAUGAGGAUGAUCAGGAGAACUUUGUGCUGAAGAUCCUCUUCUGCAAGCAGACAGACAACGGGCUGUACACCUGCACGGCCUCCAACCUGGCAGGCCAGACAUACAGCUCCGUGCUCGUCACCGUCAAAGAACCCUCAAUACCCUUCAAGGAAAAACUGAAGGAUCUUGAAGUGAGGGAGAAGGAAUCUGCCACGUUCCAAUGUGAAGUGCCUGUUCCUAGUACAGAGACAGCUUGGUUCAAGGAGGAAACCAAACUCCGGCAGAGCAAGAAAUACAACAUCGAAGAAGAGGGCACGUAUCGCCGGCUCACUGUCCAGAACGUCACCACAGAUGAUGAUGCUGUCUAUAUCUGUGAGAUGAAAGAAGGGAGCAGGACCAUCGCAGAGUUGUCUGUCCAAGGGAACAUCAUUAAAAAACUUCCACGAAAGACUGCAGUCUUCAUAAAUGAUACAGCCAUCUUCUGUGUGGAGCUGGACAAUGAAUGCCAGAACAUCCGAUGGCUGAAAAAUAAAGAAGUAGUGAAACCCAGCGAUCGAAUCUCCAUCACAUGCUCCGGCAAGCAACAUACCAUGAUCAUCCGAGAGUGUAAGAUGGAAGAUGCUGGUGAGAUUGCCUUCCUGGCUGAUGAAAGCAGGACUUCUACACAGUUCACUGUGACCACUCCCAAAAAACCUCCCACCCAACCCCCAGCUGACCCUGUGGUGAAAAAUAAAACAGAAACCUCAGUGACGCUAGCAUGGUCCCCUCCGAAGACGGACCGCCCCAUUCCAAUCGAUGGCUACGUUGUGGAACGCAAGAAACUAACUGGCUUUACCUGGGUGAGGUGCCAUGAGUCUCAUGUCCCUGUCCCAGAGUUCACGGUGAGCAACCUGUCGGAAGAGGCUGACUAUCAGUUCAGAGUGUCUGCAGUCAACGCUUAUGGACAGAGCCCCUACCUGGAGUUCCCAGGGAGCAUGCACCUUGAACCGGUCCUGGCUGUGAAAACCCCCCUGACAACCGUUGAAGCUGUACCUGGAGGGGAUGCCCUGUUUACUGUUGACCUUACGACGACAUGUUCCGGCACUUGGUACCUUAACGGUAAAGUCUUACAGGAAAGUGAGACUUACAUCAUUAAGAGAACCCAAACUACUCACACCCUAAUCAUAAAGAACGUCACCAAGAACCAUGACGGAGCAGAAGUGAAAUUUGUUGCCAAUAAUGUUGACACCAGCGCCAAGUUGAGAGUGAAAGGUGCUGCAGUGAGAUUUACCAACAAGAGCGGAGAUACAGAAAAAGUCUCCGCUCGGCUGCGGGAAGAAGCCAAACUUCAGGCUGAGCUUUCGGACACAGAGGCUACUGUGAAGUGGAUGAGGGAUGGGAAAGAGCUCAAGGCCAGUGAGAAAUACGAACUUCAAACUGUGGGGAAGAAGCACAUCCUGAAAAUUCGCAACAUUGCAGCAGAGGAUGCUGGAGUUUACGAGUGCACCUGUGAAGGGGAUAAAAUGCUCUAUCAGCUUUCAGUGAAAGCACUUGCAAACUUCAUAAACAAAGAGAAAAGUGGAGGAGUUAUCAGGGCUAUCGCUGGAAAACAGGCUGAAUUUGUUUCUGAGACCUCUGAGGCCAACGUCAUGGUUAAGUGGUACAAAGAUGGCAAAGAAAUCACAGCCAGCAAGAAAUUCACCAUGGAAGAUAAAGGAAAACUGCAUAAGCUUGUGGCUUCAGCUGUGACGAAAGAAGAUGAAGGAACAUACACAUGCAAAAUUGGAGACGACAGUCUUAUUUUUGAAUUAAAAGUCUCAGAAGCAGAGGAUGCAUUUAUCAACAAGGACAAAGUGAAGAAGGAGGUGAAAGCUGCACUAUCAGAAAACGCCACGCUGAGCUGCGAGGUGGCCCAGGAGAAGACCGAUGUGAAAUGGUACAAGGAGGGGAAACUGCUCACCUCGAGCAAGAAGUUCAAGGUGGAGUCGGAGGGCAAAUCGCGUCGUCUGGUGGUGGGUCAGGUGGAGAAGAAAGAUGCUGGGGAGUACACCUGCGAGGCUGCUGGCCAGAAACUGACCUUCAAGAUUGUCGUCACAGAGCCAGAAGUCGUGUUUACAAACAAGGACAAAGUCCAGAAGGAGGUGAAAGCUGCACUAUCAGAAAACGCCACGCUGAGCUGCGAAGUGGCCCAGGAGAAGACCGAUGUGAAAUGGUACAAGGAGGGGAAACUGCUCACCUCGAGCAAGAAGUUCAAGGUGGAGUCGGAGGGCAAAUCGCGUCGUCUGGUGGUGGGUCAGGUGGAGAAGAAAGAUGCUGGGGAGUACACCUGCGAGGCUGCUGGCCAGAAACUGACCUUCAAGAUUGUCGUCACAGAGGCAGAAGAUGCAUUUGUCAACAAAGAGAAGGUGAAGAAAGAGGUGAAAGCUGCACUAUCAGAAAAUGCCACGCUGAGCUGCGAGGUGGCCCAGGAGAAGACUGAUGUGAAAUGGUACAAGGAGGGGAAACUGCUCACCUCGAGCAAGAAGUUCAAGGUGGAGUCGGAGGGCAAAUUGCGUCGUCUGGUGGUGGGUCAGGUGGAGAAGAAAGAUGCUGGGGAGUACACCUGCGAGGCUGCUGGCCAGAAACUGACCUUCAAGAUUGUCGUCACAGAAGCAGAAGAUGCUUUCAUCAACAAAGACAAAGUGAAGAAAGAGGUGAAAGCUGCACUAUCAGAAAACGCCACGCUGAGCUGCGAGGUGGCCCAGGAGAAGACCGAUGUGAAAUGGUACAAGGAGGGGAAACUGCUCACCUCGAGCAAGAAGUUCAAGGUGGAGUCGGAGGGCAAAUCGCGUCGUCUGGUGGUGGGUCAGGUGGAGAAGAAAGAUGCUGGGGAGUACACCUGCGAGGCUGCUGGCCAGAAACUGACCUUCAAGAUUGACAUCACAGAUGAUGCGUUUGAACACAAAGACAAAGUGCAAAAGGAGGUGAAGGCUGCACUAUCAGAAAACGCCACGCUGAGCUGCGAGGUGGCCCAGGAGAAGACUGACGUGAAAUGGUACAAGGAGGGGAAACUGCUCACCUCGAGCAAGAAGUUCAAGGUGGAGUCGGAGGGCAAAUCGCGUCGUCUGGUGGUGGGUCAGGUGGAGAAGAAAGAUGCUGGGGAGUACACCUGCGAGGCUGCUGGCCAGAAACUGACCUUCAAGAUUGACGUCACAGAGGCAGAAGAUGCUUUCAUCAACAAGGAGAAGGUGAAGAAAGAGGUGAAAGCUGCACUAUCAGAAAACGCCACGCUGAGCUGCGAGGUGGCCCAGGAGAAGACCGAUGUGAAAUGGUACAAGGAGGGGAAACUGCUCACCUCGAGCAAGAAGUUCAAGGUGGAGUCGGAGGGCAAAUCGCGUCGUCUGGUGGUGGGUCAGGUGGAGAAGAAAGAUGCUGGGGAGUACACCUGCGAGGCUGCUGGCCAGAAACUGACCUUCAAGAUUGUCGUCACAGAGCCAGAAGUCGUUUUUACAAACAAGGACAAAGUCCAGAAGGAGGUGAAAGCUGCACUAUCAGAAAACGCCAUGCUGAGCUGCGAGGUGGCCCAGGAGAAGACCGACGUGAAAUGGUACAAGGAGGGGAAACUGCUCACCUCGAGCAAGAAGUUCAAGGUGGAGUCGGAGGGCAAAUCGCGUCGUCUGGUGGUGGGUCAGGUGGAGAAGAAAGAUGCUGGGGAGUACACCUGCGAGGCUGCUGGCCAGAAACUGACCUUCAAGAUUGUCGUCACGGAGCCAGAAGUCGUUUUUACAAACAAGGACAAAGUCCAGAAGGAGGUGAAAGCUGCACUAUCAGAAAACGCCAUGCUGAGCUGCGAGGUGGCCCAGGAGAAGACCGAUGUGAAAUGGUACAAGGAGGGGAAACUGCUCACCUCGAGCAAGAAGUUCAAGGUGGAGUCGGAGGGCAAAUCGCGUCGUCUGGUGGUGGGUCAGGUGGAGAAGAAAGAUGCUGGGGAGUACACCUGCGAGGCUGCUGGCCAGAAACUGACCUUCAAGAUUGACGUCACAGAGCCAAAACCUGCAUUUAUAAACCAGGAAAAGGUCCAGAAGGAGGUGAACGCUGUCCUGACAGAAAGUGCCACCCUCAGCUGUGAGGUAGCACAGGAUGCAACCAAAGUGAAAUGGUACAAGGAUGGAAGACUGCUCAUUUCCUCUAGAAAAUUCAAAUUGGAAGCUGUCGGCAAAACCCGGCGCCUGGUUAUAGAGCAGCUGGAGAAGAAAGAUGCUGGAGAAUACAUCUGUGAGGCUGCAGGCCAGAAGCUGACUUUCAAGUUGGAACUAACUGAACCAGAGGCUAAAUUUGAAAAUAAAGUUGUCCAGAAAGAGCCUCUCAUCGUUCAAGAAUAUGAAAGCAUCACACUGACUACUUCAGUAACGCCUGAAACUGCUGCAGUAAAGUGGUUCAAGGAUGGAACAGAAAUCAAGGCGAGCAAGAAAUAUGAGAUCAAGAGUGAAGAGGCAUCCAGGACUCUGACAGUGAACCUGGCUGAGAGCACAGACACCGCCGUGUACACUUGCCAGACAAAGAGCGACAAGCAGGAAUUCAAAGUGCAGGUGAAAGAAAUCCCAGUGAAGUUUGCCAAAAAACUUGAAGCUGUUAAUGCCGAGAUUGGAGGCAGCGUCUCUUUGACCUGUGAUGUGAGCCACCCCAAAGGGAAGGUGGUGUGGCGCAGGAACGGAGUUGAGAUCAAGCCCAGUAAGCGUUUCCAGAUUCAUGAGGAGGGGGUCAAACGGACCCUGACAAUAACAGGGAUCCGGGCUGAGGAUGAGGGAGAGUACUCCUGCGAGUCCAGAGAUGACAAGAGCAGCGUUACCAUCACCCCCAAAGCUCCCAGAGUGGUGAAAUUCGUUACGAGUCUCAGCAGCGUGGUCUCUGAGGAAGGAAAAGAGGCUGUGUUCAAGUGCACCGUCUCUCCCAGUGAUGCCGUGGUCACUUGGCUCAGGAAUGGUGUCAAGAUUGAAGCCAGCAAGAAGUAUGUGAUCUCGCAGAAGGACACCAACCACAGCCUCACCAUCACUGAUCUGACGCUGGAAGAUGCAGCUGAAAUCUCCGCCAAUGCUGAGGGUGUCGAAAGCACAGCCAAUCUCAGAGUCCGAGAGGCCUCAAUCUCAUUCAAGAAGAAACUGGAGCCCCGAACAGUUGAAGAGAGGGACACAGUGAUCUUGGAGGUAGAGCUGAUCAAGCCUGCAGAAGUGAAGUGGAUGAGGAACAGCAUCAUACUGAAGCCCAGUGAAAAAAUAGAGAUCAAAGCUGAGGGAACAAAGCAUACCUUGGUGGUUAAGGACAUCUCCUUUGCAGACAGGGGCUUCUACUGCUGUGAGAGUCCUGAUGACAAGACCCAAGCCAAGAUCAAUGUGGAAAUGAGGCAGAUCAAGCUGGUGAAAGGUCUUCAGCCCCUCGAAGUCUCUGAGAAAGGGACCGUCACCUUCGAGGUGGAGGUGUCACAUGAGGACGUGGAAGGGACCUGGCAGAAGGACAGCGUUCGGCUGAAGCCUUCACCGAAUAUCAGUUUUGGUGUCCUGGGGAAGAAACAUUCACUGACUCUUUCUUCGGUGACUCUUGAAGAUGCAGGACUCAUCUCCUUCAAAGCAGAUGGCAUUCAUACAUCAGGGAGGCUCACUGUGACAGAAUUGCCUGUGAAAAUCAGCAAACCUUUGGUAGACGUCAGUGUAACUCAGAAGGACAAGGUCACAUUCGAGUGUGAGCUGUCUAGGCCCAACGUGGAUGUUAAGUGGUUCAAGGAUGGGAAGGAGCUCCGACAAAGUAAAAAAGUGGGGAUUAUUUCCCAGGGAAAUAAGAGAAGCCUCGUUAUUCACAAGUGUGAAUAUGAAGACCAGGGAACCUAUACGUGUGACGCAGCUGAAGACAAGACAUCAGCUACCCUAAAGGUUCAUGGAAAGUCCUAUUCGCUGACUUACACGUGCGUCCAAGUCGAAGAUGCAGCAGAGAUCAAAUUUGUAGCAGAAAAGGCAGAAUCUCGUGCCCAGCUUACUGUAAAAGAGCUGCCUGUAAAAAUUGUGAAGCCUUUGCGGGACAAGAUUGCUCUUGAAAAACAUCGGGGAUUCCUGGAGUGCCAGGUGUCUCGUGCCAGUGCCAAAGUUAGGUGGUACAAAAAGGACAUUGAAAUUCACCCUAGUGACAAAUACGAAAUUGUGAGCGAUGGUGUCUAUCGGAAACUCAUCAUCAAUGAUGCAGAUUAUGAAGAUGAAGACACGUACACUUGUGACGCCUUUGAUGACAAAAGCAGUGCUACUUUCUUUGUUGAAGAGCAAUCCAUUAGUAUUGUAAAGGAGUUGUGUGAUGAGGACGUGACUGAGCCUGAAGAAGCCAAGUUUGAAUGCGAGAUAUCCAUUCCAUCCGUGAAACCCCCCAAAUGGUCUCUACGCGGAGAAGUCUUACAGGCCGGCAGAAACAUUAUCAUGCAGCAAGAAGGCACCAUCCAUAGGCUGACAAUACUGAAAACGAGUGCUGAUAUGACAGGCACCAUUCAGUUCUCCAUUGGCAAAUCAAAAUCCACAGCAAACCUGCUUGUCAGAGAUUACCACAUACAGAUCACCAGGAAGAUGGAGGACAAGACAGCUCUCGAGCGCCAUUCAGUCAUCCUGUCCUGCGACUUCAGGCCUUCUCCAAAGGUUGUGAAGUGGUUCAAGGGCCACACACCCAUUGAGCCCUCCGAGAAGUACAAAAUCAAGCGGGAGCAGCAUUCGGCAGAGCUCAAGAUUUUGAAGGUGAAGCCUGAAGAUGCUGGCGUGUACAAGUGCAGGGCUGGAAACGCGGAGACAGAAGCCACGCUGACCGUUGAAGCCCGCAAUGUAGAAGUACUCAAACACCUGCAGGACGUGGAAAUCGAAGAAGAGAGUUCCGCUGUCUUCUCCUGCGAGCUGUCUCACGAUGACGAGGAUGUGGAAUGGUUCCUCAACGGCACCCUCCUUUACACCAACAAUUUCAAUGACAUCAGGAACGUUGGCAAUUGCUACACGCUGACGAUGAAGCAGGUCAAGCCUGAGGAUGCUGGCACAGUGACAAUGAAGUCAGACAAGGUGUCAGAGAGCGUGCGUCUGAAGGUGAUAGAGAAGCCUGCUGUCUUCAUGAAGUCCUUGGACGAUGUUUUUGGUGAGGAGCGAGGUGUGAUUAAACUGGAAUGUGAAGUCUCCAAAGAGAAGGUCAAACCUGUUUGGAAAAAGGAUGGCGUGAAGCUCACUUCUGGUAACAAGUAUGAGCAGAUACAGUCUGGGAAGACGCUGUGCCUCCUUAUCCAUGACCUUGAAAAGACAGAUGCAGGCUUAUAUACCUGUGAUAUUGGCACUGAUGUUGCCAAGUCAAAGGUCAGCGUUCAGGAACUGAACAUUGGCAUCACCAAACGGCUGAAGAACACUGAAAUCCAGGAGGGAGAAGAUUGCACUUUUGAGUGUAUUUUGUCCCAUGAAAGCAUUGACGACUUCAACUGGACACUGAACGGGAGCAAAGUGGAAAGUGGUGGGCGAUUUAAAGCCUCUAACAUAGGUCGGAAAUAUAUGCUCAAUAUCAAAAGUGUGAUUCCUGAUGAUGCUGGGGAAGUAAUUUUCACUGCCCGUGGUCUAACCUCCAAGGCUUCUCUGGUUGUGAAAGAAAAACCUACUGAGGUUACAAAACAGCUGGAGGAUAAAACAUCAGCAGUGGGGCAGGACAUCAGCCUGAGCUGUGAAUUGUCGAAACCUGAUGUGAGCAUCAGGUGGUACAAAGAUGGCAAAGCAAUCCGAAAAAGCCAGAAAUAUGACUUGCGCCAAGAGGGAACACGGGCCAUUCUGAUCAUCCAUGACUCCACGGUCAAGGACAGUGGGGAGUACACCUGUGAGACAGAGGUCUCUAAAACGAAAGCCAGGAUCACAGUGCAAGAAAAACCUAAUUAUUUUGUCAAGGAACUUUCAGAUCUGAAAGUCGAUGAAAGUGGAACUGCAGUUUUUAUGUGCCAGAGUGAGAAAGCUGCAUCUUCUGUGGUCUGGAGGAAAGGCAUAGCUGAGCUCAGGGCUAGCAGGAAAUACGAGAUCACACAGAAAGGACAAGUCUUCCAGCUGACCAUAAAUAACUUGGAGAAAAGUGACAGUGACACUUAUACCUGCGAUAUUGGUGAUGCCCAGUCCAGAGCCAAGCUAGUCGUGCAAGGCCAGAAAGUGCUAAUAACAGAAGACCUGGAAGAUGUCACUGUGUUAGAAGGAGAAUCUGCCAUGUUCAAAUGCAGAAUCUCUCCUGUAGACUAUAGUAAAGUGCAGUGGUUUUUGGAUAAAACCCCACUCCAUACCAAUGAACUUAAUGAGAUCCAGUCUCAGCCUGGUGGAUAUCACUUGCUAACGUUGAAAAAACUCUCACUGAAGGACUCGGGGGUCAUUACAUUUGAAGCUGGUGAUAAGAAAACAUCUGCCAGUUUGGUUGUUAAAGAGAAGCCUUGCAUCUUCACAAAGGAGCUGGUUGAUACUGAAGUCACUGAGGGAGAGGAUGUGAUCCUUCACUGUGAAACCUCCAAAUCAGACAGCCCUGUAAAGUGGUGCAAAGACGGGAAGAGCCUUAGGAAUUCUUCCAAGUAUAACAUCAGCCGGUCGGGAUUUGAAGCCAAGCUUGUCAUUCACAGGGCAGAAGAAAGAGACAGUGGCAGAUAUGAGUGUGAGGCUGGAGCAGCUAAAAGUAGUGCGGUUAUUACUGUCAAGGCCGUCUCUGCGCUCUUCGAAGAAGAGCUGAAGAGCGUGGAAGCUGUGGAAGGUGGGACUGCCACCCUGCGAUGCCAGCUGAGCAGAGAGGGCCCCGUGGAGUGGAGGAAGGGGCACGCUCUUCUCCGGCCGAGUAACAAGUACAGGAUGAGGCAGGAGGGCACGGUGGCUGAGCUGCUGAUCCACGAUCUGGACCCAAAGGAUGCUGGAGACUAUACAUGUGUAGUGGGGAACCAAAAAACCACAGCAGCCUUAUCAGUGAAUGCCUUGCCUAUCCUCUUCCAAGAAGAAAUGUUGAAUAAGGAAGCUACAGAGGGGGAAGCAGUCACUUUGCACUGUAAACUGAGCAAAUCGGCCCCGGUCGAGUGGAGAAAGGGGAAUAAGGUCCUCAAGCCAAGUGAAAAAUACAAAAUAGAGCAGGAAGGUCCCUUCGCGGAGCUGAUGAUCCGGGAUUUGGAUUUGGCAGACGCUGGUGAUUACAGCUGUGUGUGUGGAGAUCAACAGACUACGGCUGCUUUGACAGUAAAUGUCCUGCCUGCUCUUUUCACCAAAGAACUGACAGAUGAAGAAGCCACAGAAGGUAAAAGUGUCUCUCUGCACUGUGAGCUGAACAAGGCUGCUGCUGACGUGGAGUGGAAGAAGGGACUCAAGACCCUCAAAUCAAGUGACAAAUACAAAAUGAAACGCGAAGGUGUCGCUGCUGAGCUUAUAAUCCAAAACCUCGACACGACGGAUGCUGGAAAUUAUUCCUGUGUGUGCGGAGACCAGCAGACUAUGGCAGUUUUAACAGUACAUGCUUUGCCCGCAUUUUUCAAAGAAGGACUGAAGAACAGAGAAGCCACAGAUGGUGCAACAGCCACUCUGCACUGCGAGCUGAGCAAGGUCGGUGUCCCGGUGGAGUGGAAAAAAGGGGACAAGACACUCAAACCAAGCGAUAAGUAUAGGAUGAGACAAGAAGAUACUGCUGCAGAGCUGUUGAUCCGAGAUCUGGAGGUAGAAGAUACAGGAGAAUAUACCUGUGUGUGUGGAGAUCAGAAGACCUCGGCUGUCUUGACAGUCCAUGCCUUGCCUGCACACUUCAAGAAAGAGAUGAAGAACGAAGAAGCCACAGAAGGUGGAACGGUCACGCUACAAUGUGAGCUAUCUAGGGCUGCCGCUGUUGAGUGGAAAAAGAAACACAAAGUGCUCAAAUCAAGUGAAAAAUAUACUAUGAGACAGGAAGGUACUACAGCACAACUGCUGAUCCAUGCUUUAGAAGUCAAGGAUGCUGGGGACUAUACCUGUGUGUGUGGAGGUGAGAAGACUACUGCAGCACUGACAGUGCAUGCCCUUCCUGCUCUCUUCAAAGAAGAGUUAAGAAAUGAGGAAGCCACAGAAGGUGAAGCAGUGACUCUGCGCUGUGAGCUGACCAAGACUACUUCAGUGGAGUGGAAAAAGGGACACACAGUACUCAAACCUAGCGAGAAAUACAAAAUGAGGCAGAAGGAUGUCACUGCAGAACUGGUGAUCCAUGAUCUAAAUGAGAAUGAUGCUGGCGAUUAUACCUGUGUGUGUGGGGAUAAGCAGUCCACAGCUUCCUUAGCAGUACAUGCGCUGCCUGCACGCAUCAAGGAAAGCCUGAAGGACGAGGAGGUAACAGAAGGUCAAGCAGCCACGCUGCGCUGUGAGCUGACCAAGGUUGCUCAAGUAGAGUGGAGAAAGGGAAGCAGUUUGCUCAAAGUCAGCGACAAAUACAAAAUGAGACAGGAGGGCACGGUCAUGAAGCUGCUUAUCCAUGACGUAGAAUUGAAAGAUGCUGGAGAAUACACUUGUGUGUGUGGAGAACAGGAGACAACAGCUGCCUUGAUAGUGCAUGCCCUGCCGGUGGUUUUCAAGGAAGAACUGAAGAAUGAAGAAGUCCUAGAAGGAGCAUCAGUCUCUCUGCGUUGUGAAUUAAGCAAAGCAGCUCCAGUGCAGUGGAAAAUAGGGUCCAAAGUGCUCAAAGCAAGUGACAAAUAUCAAAUGAGACAGCUUGGCACCACUGCAGAGCUGGUCAUUCAUGACCUAGAAGUAAAAGAUGCUGGAGAUUACGACUGUGUGUGUGGUGACCAGAAGACGACAGCGACCUUAACAGUUCAUGCACAGCCUGUCACAUUUAAGCAACCCCUACAAAAUAUGGAAUCAGAGGAAGGAAGUACAGGUACAUUCUGCUGUGAGCUGUCAAAACCCAAUGUUGCAGUGGAAUGGAGAAAAGGAGGAGUGGGGCUGCAGCCCAGCCAGAAAUAUGAAAUGAGGCAGAGGGAAUGUCUGGUAGAGCUCUUAAUACAUAAUCUCAAAUUAGAAGAUACAGGAGAAUACAGCUGUGAUACUGGGGAUCAGGAAACCAAGGCAUCUUUAAAUGUGAAAGCUCUGCCAGUUCUUUUCAAAAAGGAGCUCAAAGACAAGGAGGCAGAAGAAGGAGCUGCGGUGAAAUUCCAGUGUGAGCUGACAAAGGAUAAUGCAACAGUGGAGUGGAGGAAAGGCACCAUGGAGCUCUUCCCAUGUGCCAAAUAUGAAAUUAAAUUAAGUGGUCGCACAGCUGAACUUGUGAUUCAUAAUGUAGAACCAGAAGAUGCCUCUGAUUACACAUGUGAUACAGGAGACCGGCAGAGCACAGCAGUCCUCAGAGUGAAUGCCAUCAAACCCCAGGUGAAGCAGCAGCUGAAGAACGAAGAAGUGGAAGUGGGAGGAACGGCCAGGCUGCGCUGUGAGAUUUCUAUUGGCAAAGCAGAAGUGGAGUGGAGGAAAGAUGGAGUCGUCCUUCACUCAAGUUCCAAGUACGAAAUGUGGCAGGACGGCACCCUCCGUGAGCUGCGUGUUCACCGCCUGGAGCCUAGCGAUGCUGGAGAGUAUUCCUGCAAGGCUGGAGAUGAGACGACUUCUGCAAAACUGACCGUGAAAGAGCCUGACGUGACCAUCGUGAGUGGCCUAAAGGACAUGGUGGUGUUCGAAGGGGACGAUGUCACAUUUCGGUGCCAGGUUUCUCAUGAAAAUGCAAGGGAUGUUGAAUGGAAGCUACAGGAUGUUGCUCUGCAAAAUAAUGAAAUGAAUGAGAUCUCAGUGGAAAAAGGAAAGAUUCACACACUGACAUUAAGGAAGGUGACCGAGCAGGACAUUGGCACCAUCGCUUUCCGAGUGGGACCCCACACGUCGACAGCAGAGCUCACAGUAAAAGAACCAGCAGCAACCAUAGCGGAGACGCUGAAGGAUGUUACUUCGUAUGAAGGAGAAGACGCAGUGUUUGAAUGCAGGCUGUCUCGGGAAACAACUCAGGAUGCCCAGUGGUUCCUGGGGGAUGUUCCCCUGCAAUCCAAUGAAAUGAAUGAGAUCAGAGUCCAAGGGACGCGUCACACUUUGAUCCUGAGGAAGGUUACACUAGAAGACUGUGGGCCCAUCAGUUUCAAAGUCGGGCAGCAUACCUCAGCAGCACAGCUAACGGUCCAAGCCAAGAACAGCAUUGUCCAGGGCUUGGAGAAUGUGGAAGCUGUGGAAGGAGGGGAAGCCCUGUUUGAAUGCUAUCUUUCCAAGCCCGAGUGCUACAAUUACAACUGGCUGAUUGAUGAUGAACCUGCCAAAACUACAGAAAACACUGAGAUGGUUUACUUUGAAAAUGGACGCAGGCAUCUGCUGCUGCUGAAGAACCUAACUCCCCGGGACAGCUGCAGGGUGACUUUUAUGUGCAGUGAUGCAGUGACCUCAGCCUUCCUGACGGUGAAAGGAUGGCGCCUACAGAUCUUGCAGCCCCUCACAGAUGUGGAAGUCUCUCCGGGGGAGAAAGCUACGUUUACCUGCGUUCUAAGUGAAGCUGUGCCAAUUAAUGAAGUUGCCUGGUAUAGUAAUGACAUAGAGAUCCAGUCGGAUGAGGACUGGGAAGUACAAGCAGAUGGAAAUAAACACAAACUUAUUCUGAAAAGAGCCCAACCGCAUCAUUCUGGAGAGGUGACCUUUGCUUCCAGGGAAGCAAUUGCAUCAGCCAAGUUAUCUGUGAUAGCCCACCCUGAUCCACCUGAAGACCCAGAAGUUUUAAGUAAGAACAGUCACUCUGUAACUCUGUCUUGGUACAAGCCGUUGAGCGAUGGCGGUUGUGACAUCCUAGGCUACAACGUGGAGAGGAAAAUCCCAGGUAUUGGCUGGCAGUCAUGCAGCAAGGGCAUUAUUCAAAACACGGAGUUUAUGGUGGACGAUCUCACCCCGGGUGAACCCUACAGAUUCCGCGUCUCAGCUGUGAACAAAGUUGGGGCCAGCGAGCCGGUGCACUUCCCUCAGAUGGUGCGGCUAGGUGAGAAAGGAGAGAUGUCCCCGUGGAGGACCGCGAGCUGCUGUAGACCUUUUUCAGAAGGGGAGGUGGCUCGCUUGGAGUGCAAAUUAUCAAGUGAAACUGAAGAGAGUGUGACAUGGUUUAAAGGAAAAGAACAAAUACAAGCUGGAGGGAGAUAUGAGAUCCUCUCUGAUGGAAAAAAGCAGAUACUCAUUAUUCAUGCAUUUAAACCUGAAGAUCAGGACACGUAUACCUGCAUGGUUUCUCCAGAAUCAAUGUGUCCCAGAGGGGAAGCACCCCCUGCAAGCCAACCAGAAGAGCUGGUGGAUGGCCAUGUCCAGCCCAGCUUGCCCCCUGAGGCUGCUCAGGAGGGAGAUCUUCACCUCCUGUGGGAAGCCCUGGCCAAGAAACGCCGGAUGAGCCGGGAGCCCACCUUGGAUUCCAUCAGCGAGGUGCCUGAAGAGGACGAGAAGCUUCAGAAGUUGAGGAAGGAGGAAGCGGAGAUGUCUCACUAUUACUCAGAGGAGUACUCCACCUGUGAUGAGCUGGCUAGGACAGGAGAAGCAGAUUUCUCUUUCACAAGCUCAGAUGAUGAGUCUAGAGCUGGGACUCCUUCGCUAGUAAACUACCUCAAGAAAGCUGGGAAGACAACUAAAUCCAGUGUGGAGACUGUUGUGGCUGCCCCAGCUGCUAAGCCAACGGAACCAGAAAUACCAGAUUUAGAUGAUCCUUCCAUGAACAAGGCCGCUGUGAAGAUCCAAGCUGCUUUCAAAGGCUACAAAGUCAGGAAAGAGAUCAAGCAACAAGAGUGCCCAGUGUUUACUGAGACCUUCAAAGAUUUCUCUGGUGAACCUGGAAGCACUCUCCACCUCGAGUGUGUAGCCCACAGCAAAACUGACAUGAAAGUCCGUUGGCUGAAGGACGGGGAAGAGCUUUCAGACGGUCGCUACUAUCACAUAGACAAUUACAGUGAUGGGACCUGCUCUUUGAUUAUCACUGGCCUGGACAGGAAAGAUGCGGGUAAAUACACCUGUGAGGCAUCCAAUAAAUUUGGCAAGGUUUCACACAGUGCUAAGGUGGUUAUUGGCACUCAGGAACCUCAAACAGAGAGCUCGUCUGGCAGUGAGCUGGAUGAUGCUUUCCGUAAAGCAGGAAGGAGACUUCAUAGACUCUUCAGGGCCAAGAUCUCAACAGAGAUAUCCGAUGUGGAGGAAGAGCUCUUUGUCAGUGCAGAUGAAGGGGACAUAGAGGCGGUCGACCAUCAGACGUAUCGUGAGGAUGACCAGUACAUCUACAUCAAGUUUGAAAUCUUGUCUGAGGCAAAAACUGCUGCCACUCGAUUCAGAGAGAUGUUUGGUGCUCUGGGAAUUCCCGUGGAGAUUGACAUUUUGGAACAAGGCCUUAAAAAAAUUGAAUUGCGUAUUGGGAAAGCAACACCACCCACCCAUGGGAAGUUUGCACCACCGGUAGCGAGGCCUCCACCACCUUUGCUGACUUCUGAUACAGCUCCCGUGUUCAUGACUGAGCUCCAAAACCAAGAGGUACAAGAUGGAUAUCCAGUCAGCUUUGACUGCAUUGUCGUUGGCAAACCGCUCCCCACAGUUCGCUGGUUCAAGGAUGGGAAAGCUAUUGAAGAAAAUGAUCAUUACAUGAUCAACGAGGACCAGGAAGGGUGCCAUCAGCUGAUCAUCACAGCUGUGGUCCCCACUGACAUGGGUGUUUACCGUUGCCUCGCUGAAAACAACAUGGGAGUUGCUUCAACCAAGGCUGAGCUUCGAGUGGACUUGACCAGCACCGACUAUGAGACAGCAGCAGAUGCAACAGAGACAUCUUCUUACUACAGUGCCAAAGAAUAUAUUUCAAGCCGAGAACAGGAGGAAUCUACCACUGAGGAGGAGCAAUUGCCCCAGAUCUUCGAUGAGCUUCAUGAUAUUCAUGUGGCACCUGGAGCAUCACUGGCUAAAUUUCACCUGAAGGUGAAAGGGUACCCGCAGCCUCGUCUCUAUUGGUUCAAAAACGGACAGCCGUUAAAGGCCUCGGAUCGCAUCCUGAAGACCGAUAAACAGGAAUUCCACUCACUGGAAAUUCGUGACAUCACUAAGGCAGAUGCUGGCCAGUACUCAAUAUUUGUCACCAACUCUGCUGGUUCUGCAUAUUCGUCGGCCAGGCUGGUAGUCAAAGAUCCUGAUGAGAAAGAAGAGCCAUCAGACACAGAUUCCCAUGAGCAGCUGAUACCACCAAGAUUCCUAGAAAGAUUUACUAAUAAAAAGGUGAAAAAAGGUGCCAGCAUCACAUUAUCUGUAAAAGUUGAAGGACAUCCACCACCAACUAUUACUUGGCUGAAAGAAGAGUCUCGGGAAGACAUCCUGUGGAUCAAACCAGACACUCCUGGGUAUAAACUUGCCAGUUCAAAUAUGCAUCACAGUCUAAUCCUGUUGGAUGUUAAAAAGAAGUACAGUGGAGCUUAUACGUGCAUUGCUACCAACAAGGCUGGCCAGUCCAUCUGCACCGCCACCCUGGAAGUUGCAGACGAAAAAGAUGUAGAUGAAAAGGAGAAGGUAAGAGAAGCUAUUUUCUCUCUCCUGCUCCUGCCCUUCACAUCUACAGCUGAGAUGAUUAAAAUUCUCUCUUUUCCAGGAGACCUUGAAGCUGGUAGAGAAGGUGUACCCAAAAGCCCUAUUUCAUUAGCUGAUGUUGGCUCAGAAGAGUUCUUCCAGAAACUCACCUCGCAUAUCUCAGAAAUGGUAUCUGCAAAAAUAAGUCAGGCUACACUUCGAGUGCCAGGUGCAGAAAGUGAUGAUGAAUCAAAAACUCCCUCUGCAUCUCCUCGCCAUGGACGAUCCAGACCGUCAUCCAUUGCUCAGGAGUCCUCCUCUGAAUCUGAAGAUGGGGAUGCCAGAGGAGAGAUCUUUGACGUCUACAUGGUCACAGCUGACUACGUUCCUGCUGCUCCUGACAGGGAGACCAUCACUCUGAAGGAAGGCCAAUAUGUGGAAGUCCUUGAUUCAGCUCAUCCUCUGAAGUGGCUGGUCAGGACUAAACCCACAAAAUCUAGCCCCUCACGACAGGGUUGGGUAUCUCCAGCUUAUCUGGACAAGAAAUUAAAGUUGUCACCAGAGUGGGGAACAACAGAAGCUCCUGAGUUCCCCGGAGAGUUUGUUUCUGAAGACGAAUAUAAAAGGAAGCUAAGCGUUCUUAUUCAAGAACUGUUGAUCUCAGAGGAGGAUUACAUUCAAGAUCUACAGUUCCUCCGGACUCAUCAUCUUAAGUACACUGAGACCUGUUCCAAUGUUCCAGGAGCUGUCGCUAGUCAGAAAUCCACCAUCUUCAGAAAUAUUGAUGAUAUUGCUUGCUUCCAUUCCAGCGUCUUCCUCCGAGGCUUGCAGAAAUGUGACACUGACGAUGACGUGGCCAUGUGCUUUAUCAAGCACGAAGCAGAGUUUAAUAAGUACAUCCAGUACCUUGUGGGGAGGGUACAGGCUGAGUCGAUUGUUGUCAGCAAAGCUGUCCAGGAUUUCUACAAGAGAUACACAGAUGAAAUUUUAACUAAUGAAGAUCCUUCACAGCCACUUAUCCCACCACUGCAGCACUACCUGGAAAAACCCAUAAACAGGAUCCAGCAGUAUCAGACUAUAAUCAAGGAACUAAUCCGAAACAAAGCAAGAAAUAGCCAAAACUGCACUUUGCUGGAGCAGGCUUAUGCCAUUGUGUCUGCACUCACCCGAAGAGCAGAAAACAACCUCCAUGUCUCACUCAUUGAGAACUAUCCAGGGACCUUGGAAAGCCUUGGUGAACCCAUCCGACAGGGCCACUUCAUUGUGUGGGAAGGAGCUCCAGGAGCUAGAAUGGCGUGGAAAGGACACAAAAGACAUGUCUUCCUCUUCAAAAAUUAUAUUGUGAUCUGCAAACCGAAGCGAGACACAAAGACAGACACCUACAGUUACAUCUUCAAGAACAUCAUGAAGCUGAACAACAUAGAUGUGAACGACCUUGUGGAAGGCGAUGACCGGGCGUUUGAGAUCUGGCAUGAACGGGAAGACUUGGUCCGCAAGUACCUCCUUCAGGCACGUACAGUGAAUAUCAAGAACUCCUGGGUGAAGGAGAUCUGUGGCAUACAGCAGCGGAUCAGCGAGCCUGUCUGGAUACCUCCAGACUUCGAGGAAGAACUGGCAGAUUGUACAGCUGAGCUGGGAGAGACAGUCAAACUGGCUUGCAAAGUUACGGGAGCUCCCAAGCCAUCUGUCAGCUGGUACAAAGAUGGAAAGCCUGUGGAGGUGGAUCCCCAUCACAUUAUAAUAGAAGAUCCCGACGGUUCCUGCACCUUGAUCUUGGACAACCUAACAGGUGUUGACUCAGGACAGUACAUGUGCUUUGCUUCCAGUCCUGCUGGAAAUGCCAGUACCUUAGGAAAGAUCCUUGUUCAAGUGCCACCACGGUUUGUGAACAAGGUUAGAAAUGCUUAUUUUGUUGAGGGUGAAGAUGCUCAGUUUACCUGUACUAUCGAAGGAGCACCUAGGCCUCAAAUCAGAUGGUACAAAGAUGGUGUACUGUUGAAGGACACAGGUAAAUACCAGACUUUCAGUGAACCACGGAGUGGCAUAAUAGUCCUGGUGGUCAAGAACCCUUCCAAUGAAGAUAUGGGACACUAUGACUGUGAGCUGGUGAACAGAUUAGGGUCUGCAAAAAGUGGAGCAGAACUUUACCAUCACAGUGCUGCAGCCCUGACCCAGGAGAGGAGAGGAGACCAAGCCAUUACCAUAGAAGUCACUGAACAAGAGACUAAAGUGCCCAAGAAAACCAUCAUCAUAGAGGAAACGAUAACCACCGUGGUGAAGAGCCCAAGACAAAGGGGAAGGGUUUCUCCUGCACGUUCUUCUUCAGGUCAUUCGCCUUCCCACUCCCCAAGAGCGGAGCCCACUCCAGAGCCAGUUUAUGUUUCAAAGACCAGGCAGCCUGUCCACAGACAUGAGCAGGAGGCAACACCGAAGUCUGCUGUUCCCAUGCUUUUUGUCACAGAACCAGAGGACAGGCAAGGAGCAGCAGCUAGAGAUGUCAACAUAGAGACCAAGGUGGAAGAGAAAAAGCCCAAAUGGGUUGAAGUGGAAGAAAUAAUUGAAUUCAAGGUAAAAAAAUCACCAAAACCUGCAAGGAAAAGAGGCUCUUCCCCAGCAAAACAAGAGAAAGAUGACUCAGGGGUGUUAACCUUCACUUUUCCAAGCUCAAGGCCUAGGCGUUCCCCAGAAGAUGAUCCAAACACAAACAACUCCAAUAAUAAAUUGGUGGAACAGUCAAAAUCUGUGCCUAAUGACAGUCUCUCUGAAGCCGAUAUCCAGCCCCUGGUGUAUGCAACCGAGCAGGAAGGACCUCAAGUCAGCAGCGAAGACAGAAACUCCCCAUGUGGGUCCGAACAACUAGGAAAUGAUCCAUUUAUGGAUUAUGGAACCGAAGGAAAGAGCUUCCCACAGGAAACAAGUGCUCACUACAGGUCAGACGUCGCUUCCCCACUGCUUGCCUGUGGGGGUGAGCCUUUGACCUUCAGUUUUGAGACAGCUACUGCAGACCAGCAUGAACUUCUGUUCUCACCAGCGAGUCCAGAGGUUAAGGAAGAGGUAGAUGAAUUAGACGUGUCUUGGCCUGUUGAAGAUGGGGUACCCGAAGUAAUGCAAGAUGUCCUUCCAGAAGAGGAUAAUGUCAUUAUAGUUGAUGAACCAGAGGAACUACAGGCAGAUGACAUUAGCACCCGGGACCGCAAAAUCUUAACCCACAAUGGCAAAGUAUUAACUCUGGAGGAUCUUGAAGAUUAUGUUCCUGAAGAAGGUGAGACCUACGGGUGUGAUGACCAGAACCAUACGGCAGAGAAACCCUGCGAGAUCUCCGUGCUCCAGACAGAGAUUAACGAGCCAACGAUUGGGAAGCCAGUGCUGCUGAAUCUGAGAGAAAAGCUGUUCUUCUUGUCUGUAGGAAUGACUUCCCCACAGUCAGAGAUGGAGACUUCUGUCCAGGCCUCGCUUCAGCGUGCUGAUAAGGAGAUCAAGACAGCUUUAAAGAAACUCGUGGACUCGGCGUCACUGCUGGUGACUCUUCCCCCGGGCAUGCGAGGAGGAGCCAGUGGCCUUGGCCUUCCUGGGUCUGUUCCUUCAGACCACUCAGAAACAGCAGCCGGGCCCUCUGCACUAGUUCACGAAGCCAGUACCCAAACCCAGGCUGCUGGAGGGCAUGACAAAGCACAAAGGCAGAUUCCAGCUGAAGAACCAAGUGUGCCAAAGCCCAGCCCCAGUCCUUCCCAUGAAGAGACAGCUGCUGGAGACGAAAGCACUCAGGAGCGCACUGUUCCUAUUACCAGAACAUCACCAGCCACGGGGGCAGGAGACUGGUACAGAAGAGAAGGAGAUGUGGUCUGGGAUGUACACAGUGAAGUUUAUAUUGAGACCACGGAAAGAACUUGUGUGUAUAAGACCGAGGAGAAGACCCCAACAAGUCCUCCCUAUAUGCAAGUGACAAUAGAGGAUGUGCAGGUGAACUCUGGGGAGCGUGCCAAAUUUCAGGCAGUCAUUGAAGGAACCCCUCAGCCUACCGUUUUAUGGUUUAAGGGCACUUCAUUGCUGACAGACAGCAACAGGCUCCAUCAAGGGAAGGAAGGAACAACGUAUUUCUUAGUCGUGGACAAUGCUGUCUCGGAAGAUGGUGGUGUUUAUACCUGUGUUGCCAAAAAUGCAGGAGGGGAGGUUUUGUGCAAAGCAGAGCUUAUCGUACAUGAAGGUAAUAAAGACCAAGCAGCAAAGAAAGUGGCCACUAGGAGAAAGCUCCAUUCCCUUUAUGAGGUUAAGCAGGAGAUUGGAAGGGGCUGCUUCAGCUUUGUGAAACGAGUUGUACACAAAGGGAACAGAGUGUCUUGUGCUGCCAAAUUCAUACCUCUACGAAGCAAAACGAAGGCUCGAGCACAUCAAGAGAGGGAUAUUCUUGCCUCUCUGUCCCACGACAGAAUUACCAGGCUCCUGGAUCACUUUGAAACGCGGAAAACAUUGAUUUUGAUUCUGGAGUUAUGCUCCAGCGAAGAGCUCCUUGACCGUUUAUUCAAGAAAAGUGUCGUCACUGAAGCAGAGGUCAAAUUGUAUAUCAAGCAGAUUUUGGAAGGAAUCAAAUAUCUUCAUGACAACAACAUCCUUCAUUUGGACAUUAAGCCACUGAAUAUCCUCAUGGUUUAUCCUGAAAGGGAAGACCUUAAGCUCUGUGACUUCGGAUUUGCUCAGAAGAUCACGCCCUUUGAGCCACAGUUCAGCAAAUACGGGUCUCCGGAGUUUGUUGCCCCAGAAAUUGUCUCUCAGUCACCAGUGUCAAAAGCAACCGAUAUCUGGGCUGUUGGAGUCAUCACAUAUUUAAGCCUAACGUGCAAGUCUCCAUUUGCUGGGGAGAAUGACAGAGGAACCCUUCUAAAUAUCCAGAACGGGGAAAUUUCGUGGACCAUUCCUGAUUUUGUUCACUUGAGUGAAGAUGCAAAGGAUUUUAUGAAAGGGAUCCUACAGCAGCACCCCAAAGCCAGGCCUAGUGCUUUGGACUGUCUUUCCCACAAGUGGUUCAUGCAUAAUCUCCCCCUCGAAGCAGCUCACUUCAUUAAUACCAAGCAGCUCAAAUUCAUUGUGACUCGGAGCAAGUGGCAGCGGUCUCUGAUGUGCUAUAAAUCCAUACUGGUAAUGCGAUCUAUCCCAGAAAUCCUAGAAAGGACUCAUGACAACACCUCUCUGGCCAUCUCCCGACAUCUUAUUGAAGAAAGCACUUCGUCCAGUACCAGCGGCUCCUCUUCAGACAAUGAGAACUCGCAUUUCCCCAAGAAAAGACACUUUGGCUCUACACCUGAACUGCACUUGUCCAUAUUUGAUGCCCCAAGCCAUCAGGAGCCUCCAAAACAUGCAAGUGAAGAGAAGCACUCCAAAAUCUCAGUCCCUCCAGUAAAACCCACGAGGAGGAAGUAUGCUUCAAUGAAAGCUGAGGUGGAGGACAAAUCACCUACAGAAAGCAAAGAGCUCAUGGCAAGUAUCUUAAAGGAGAAAGAGGAGGGGCUCCAUCCCAGACUUCGAGAUGAAAGAGCAGAGCAGUCCCAAAGAAGCGGUGCUGCUGAGCCUUCAUCAGUGAGGACUUCCACAGAAAGCACACCGCAUCUAUGUCAGAAAGAAAAACCAGACAUAUUUUUAUCCGAUAAGGACAGAACUGAAAAGGCUGGGGAUGGGACAGAAAAGCCACCCGUCUGUGUUCCUAGACAGAGUGUCAUUAAAAGCACUUUCUACAGCCAAGCAGCUGAGCUACCUGCAAGGGGGCCUUCCUCAACAGGCAAGGAGUUCAGAAGGCACCUGGACAGAGCCAGAAGGACUUUCCGGAAAGCUGGAUAUUCGAAGGUGCCCCUCAGUGGUCUCCGUGAACCCCUUCUCGAGCAGUUUGAACUGGAAGAAGAAGAAGGAAAGUCUGACAAUGGAGAUGAUCACAGGGAAAGUCUGCUUGGUUCCUUGACCAAAUCAGCUUCAUUUGACACUGCAAGGAAACCACCACACCCUGCCAUUGCUGGUGCUAGCCGAAGCCGUUCCCUGGAUGACUACAGGCUGAGAGCCUCAAGAUCAGUGAGAGAACAAGAUAUUUUGGAAGAAGACUGUGAUAUAUUGUCACAGGAAAGUUGCCCUGAAGGCAGUGACCACUGCGACAUUUCUGCAGGGCCUGGCAAGGGAUGUUCUGUAGACACUUCAAAGCAAGAGGACUUUAGGAGAGCCAGCAAGGAUUGUUCAGAAGAGCAGCCCCCUCCUUCCACACAAUGUGAGGAUAAUGGGUGCCCGGCUGUUUUUAUGCAACAGCUAGAGAGACUUCCAGUGUCACCUCAUAGAAGCGAGAAUAGGAAACAUUUACUGAAGAAGUCAAAAGCUACUUACAUUGAGGAGGGAGUUGAAGAUUUGGAAGGCAAAAGCCCCAUUCUGACUGCCCAGUGCUCAGAUGUAACUGCAUCAUCAGCUCAAAAACAUGAAAGCGUGGAGCGUAAAUCUUCCCCUGGCAGUGCCUCUGACACUGCUUUUCCGGAGGGCAAACAGUCCCUUUCAACUCUCACACAGUCAGAGACCACCUCCAAGUCAGCCCCUACAAGUAAGGGAGGCACGUGUCUGUCCCAGGAGUCUGCUCACAGUACCGACAUCCAUCCAGAUCUAAGAGGUGGAAGCUUGCUUAUCAAAAGGACAGCCCCAGUUCCGCCUGGGAAAGACAAAAGGCAGAAACGUUCCCAUGAGAAGACUUCUGCUCAUAGUGUUGCCAAAUCUGAUCUCAUGGAGCAUGAAAGCUCUGCUGUUUUAACAGGCCCACAAACAGAAACCGAUUCACUUCCAGUAUGUAAAGACAAAAGUCAGGAACUUCCUGGUCAAAGUGUUCCACCAACUACUGUUUUGCUGGGCGAACGGCCAGGUACCCUAACUGCUCUACACACAGCUAAUGAAGGUGCUUAUCAGAAGAUGAAGACCUAUAAAGAGGUGAAAUCUGCUGUCCUGGAGGAUGAAGGACCAGGUAUUACAGGAUUCACUCCACCGUCAGCCCGUGAUGGUGAAAGCCAAGCACACAAGAGGGCUCCUGUUCACGUAGACACAGCAUCAGCCGUCCUGAAGGGAGAGCAUCUCGUCGUUCCAAAAGUCCCACCAGCAAAAUCAAUGCCGACUUCGGUCUCCGAUGGAACACAGCAGGCUGAAAGGGAACGGCCAGCUCAUAGCAAGGAGAGGCUUGCUGCUCUGAGGAGUGAAAGCUCAGCUGUCGCAGAGGUCAUUCCCAGUUUGGCCCACGAGGCUGAAAUCGAGGGAGCUGAACCCCAGAAGGUUUCUGAAGGCAGUGGCACAGUGCCUGCUGUUCUGGAGAGCAGACACCCAGCUAGAACUGUGUCCUCCCAAAAUACUGGCCUCCCUUCGGUCUGUGAGAGUGGAAAGCAAGAAAAGCCGUCACUUCGCAGCGAGGUGAGAUCUGUUGUGACAGCAAGUGGAAGCCGAGCAGCUGGACAGACUAUGCCUGCUCCUUUCCCCAAGGCUGGACGUCAGGUGUUUGAGCAGCACAGGGGUGCCUAUCCCAGCGGCAGAGUUUCUGCUGAUCUGGAGGGUGGGCCUCCAGGUGUCUUAACUGCUUCACACCCAGAAGUUGCUCCAGCUUCAGUUUAUGAGCUAGAAUAUGAGGAACAUCCAAAGGUUUAUGGUGAGCGUAGAGGUGUUGCCUUAGAAAGUGGAAGCUGUGAUGCUGGAAAAACUGUUCCACUGUCGCUCCACAAGGAUCAAAGUCAGGAGCUCUCACAUCACAGGUCUUCUUUUUACAGUGAUGAGGAAUCUGCUGUACUGGAGGGCUUAGUGGAUGAGAUGGUUUCCCUCUCUGAAGAGAUGAAUGUUUGGGCAGAGUCUGUUUCUGGUGAGGAGGAAGGCAGAAAGCACAUCUCUCCUCCCACAGAGAUGUUCUACAAAGGCCCAGGUAGCCAAGCACCCACGGACACCUCCUUCCCUUCUGUCCAAGGGGGUAAAAGAGGAGAAGUCUCUGAGCUGGAUGACCUUGCAGAACCCUAUCUUGCCGUGAGUGAGGAGUCAGUGGUCCUGGAGGGGCAGGGAGCACAGACGGUUCCUCAUGAAUGUGAGCAUCUGGAGGACUUAGCGUUUGAGAGCCCCACUUCUAGCCAAGUGAGCAUUUCCUCAACAGAUAGCUUGGAUAUUGGAAAAAGACCCAGUCAAGUGUCAGUGAGCAAGGACACUGGUAAACACCCAGAAGUUUCUUUAGUGAAAAUCAAAGACCUGUCGGACGAAACACCCAGCCUUGGCAGCGGAACUCCAAAACUUGACAUAUCAGAGGUAGAGCCUGCCUAUUUGAAUUUCUCUGACUUGUAUGACAUUGUCUAUUUUCCAUUUGAAUUUAUGAACUACAGGAAGCCUCCACCCAAACCAACUGGUAGACGGUUUAUCCCUUUUGGUGAAAGGGCAAGGUCACCUCCUGCAGGACAUUUGCAUAAGGAUAAAAGACUGUGCAUCAGAGAAGAGGCAGUGGACAAGAACAGGAAGAACCGUUUGGAAAUCUCUGAGGAUUCAAAGGCAACUAACUUAUUAGCCACGGGGAAAGGGUCAGAGAGUCAUAAAGAAAUGUACGGCCCCCAAAAGGACUCAAGUGGUAAGCAGAAAAGCUCCUUCUACAACAAGCCAGGACUCUUUAAGCCGUAUGCAAGGUCUCAUUCAGUGGAGCAGUCAGUGGAGCAGAGUCUGAAGAAGAAAGUAAAAGCUUCUGUUGCCCAUAUUUCAAGAAUCCUAAAAGGAAAGACAUCUCCUGAGCCAGAGGCAGAAGAAGGAUCUCUGAAGAGGAAAUCAGCGCUCUCUUCAUUCAAGUUAUCGAGCCUCAUGCCAAAGGAGAAAGCACCCUCGUUCGUUGAGGAGCUCAUCGAUCAGGCUGCUGCUGUCGGACAGUGCGUGACGCUGUCGUGCCGGACGGCGGCUCACUCCUCCCUGCACAUCGACUGGUUCAGAGAUGGGAUACCUGUCCACAGCAGCAGCCGGAUCCUCAUCUCAGCCACGCUCAAAAAUUUCCAGCUGCUAACUAUUCUCUCUGUCAGCGCUGAUGAUUUCGGUAUUUAUACCUGUGUGGCCACAAACUCCCUGGGCUCAGCAUCCACCUCUUGCUUCGUAAGAAAAGCAGAGGUUCCUCCCAGCCCUCCACCCCCUGACAUCGUGGACGUCUACGAGGAUGGAGUGCAGGUGGUCUGGAAACCUGUGGAAACCAACACCCCCGUCCAUUACACUGUCCAGUGCAAAAGCGAAGACGGGGAGUGGACGACUCUUGCUUCUGACAUCGCUGACUGCUGCUACUAUGCCAAAAAUCUCUCCAAGGGGUUUAUCUACUGCUUCAGGAUAGCCUGCACCAGUAAAGCAGGAAUGGGCCCUUACAGCAACCCAUCUGCCAAAGUGAAAAUCACUGGGAAGGAUCAAAUGGCUGCUACUGAAGAAGAGAGCGAAAUAAUCGCACCAUCCGAGCCUUUCCCAACCUACCAGACCUACGCCUUCCAAACAGAGAUCAAAAGGGGGCGUUUCAGCAUCGUCCGACAGUGCAGGGAAAAAGUAAGCGGCAAGACUUUAGCUGCUAAAAUUAUCCCUUACUGGCAAGAGGACAAGCAGACUGUGCUCCUGGAGUACCAAGUCCUGAGGAAGCUUCAUCACACAAACAUAGCUCAGCUGAAGGGAGCCUACGUCAGCCCACGGCACUUAGUGUUGAUCCAGGAGAUGUGCGUGGGACCAGAGCUGCUCCACUCUUUGGCAUUACGGACAUCGUACUCAGAAGUGGAGGUCCGAGAUUACCUGUGGCAGAUCCUCAGUGCCAUUGAGUACCUCCACGCACACAACAUCCUGCACUUGGAUCUCAGGUCUGAAAACAUGAUCAUCACUGAGCCCAACCUGCUGAAACUCCUGGAUUUUGGCAACGCACAGUUCUACACACAAGGCAAAGUUAUUACCAUGGACAAGUGCACGGACUAUGUUGAAACCAUGGCUCCAGAACUGCUGACAGAGCAAGGAGCCCUCCCACAGACUGACAUCUGGUCCGUCGGAAUCACAGCCUUCAUCAUGUUGAGUGCCAACUACCCCGUCACCUCCGACGUAGCCUGCGAGUUUCUGAGAAUGACCAGGAAGGGUAAAGUGAAGCUCACGCGGUGCUACGCGGGUCUCUCCGGGGGAGCGGUGUCCUUUCUCCAGAGCACGCUGUGUGCAAACCCCUGGGGAAGGCCAUCAGCCUCGGAGUGCCUUCAGAGCCCGUGGCUCCAGGAGACAGGUUUGGACAACAGACAGCAAGCACUGGUUACCUUCCCCACCACCAAACUGAGGAAUUUCCUCACCGAACGGGAAAAGAAAAGGGGCCUGCUGUGCUCCAAGUAUGGCCUCAUGAUUGCACAAUGAUGUGGAUGCGGCGACAGACAUGAAUUGUCUCCCUCUCCCCUUCUGCACUUAGUGUUUGGUACCAAAUAGUCCUGCCAAGUUGCUGUGCAUCAGCUGAGCUGGGGUAACUGCUCUCCGUGAAUGCGAUUUAGCAUAACUGAGAAAAUGAACCCAUAUUAUGUGCAUUGCCACAAGGAAAAACAGAAAUAUAGACCUAACAUGGCUCAGCUGACUAACAGUAACUUGACAGUAUGUGUGUCACUUGGCUGCACCCUUCCUGGAAUAACUAGGAGGGAUUUGUGUAGCCCUUUCUGAAUGAGACUAGCUACCAGCCCCAAGCAGCUUUGCAAAUCCUUCCCUGAGGUCAGAAAGACCCCAUGCAUGCAAAUGCUGGGCACUGACUUCUGCCCCUGGCCUCAGGAUGUGAUAACCAGACACGCUUUCAGAUGUUACUGCACUGCUCAUCCCACAGUGACCACCACAGCAAGGUCUGAGCGACCGGUGGGUUUCUCAACUGCCUCCAAUCCAAAAGAAUCCGAUGACCAGUUAUGAAGGGAAAGUAGGGAAGAGUGAAGCACUUUUUAGGGGCUAAUAUUAGACAGCAAUGUAUCUUCAGACUUUGGAUGUAGAGAUCCAACUAGAUAAAGCCCUGAAAAACCUGGCCUAAGCCGACAGCUGACCUUGCUUUGAGCAGAAGGUUGGUCUAGAGACCUCCUGAGCUCCCUCCCAAUCCGUCUUGUCCUGUGAUCCUGUGUCUUUGCCAAGUGCCAGACGCAAGGCUAGAGUGGUGGGACUCUGCUAGCAUCCAUCGGCAGCCAGGCUCAGCAUGUCGCUUACCUGGCCAAGUUCUCCACCGUCCCCAUGGGCCUGACCCAAGAUCAAGCACAGGGCUAGAGGAGGGCUUUUCUAGCUGUGGAGCAACAAGAGGCUGCAAAGGAAGGAAGGGUGUGCUACGUGUGUGACAGUGGUACCACAGAGAAGAUUUUAACCACGGCUUUUCAUACUCUGUGAGGAAACUCCUUCCUGCCCAAGUCACAAGAAACAAGCAGAGACAGUCCCCGUGAAAGCAGCCUUGUAGCUCGACUCUCUAGCACAAAGUGUGUAUGGGAGGGUAACAGCAAUGGGGCUUUCCAGUAACUGAUAAAUUGCACAUCCUACUCCUGCAAGAGGCCAUAGCUUGCUUAGCUUUGAGAAGAGUGACUGUUCUCCCUGAGGCCCAAGUGACCCUCCGUAUGCCACUCCACUUGGGCAGCCCAGCUCCCGCUCUCUUAGAGCCCAGUCCACUGCUCAGUGAGCUGUGUGGCUCUAUGGAGGGUCACCAGCUCUCCAUGGGCACCUGCACUGUCAUGUCUGCAGAGCUGACCAAGCUCCUCAAAGGUUUCAAGGUUUGAAAAUACCACAAAACUUGUUUUUUGGGGCAUGUAUUUGAAGUCUCCCAUUAGACCUAGAUGACAGAGUUACCCAUCACAUAGGAUCUUACAGUAACCCCUCACCUGUCUGAGUGUAUCUGCAUCAAUUAUCUUAAAAAGGUGUUAAAGAACAAACAUACAGAAACAACUCUUGAAGAAACCAAGCUGUGACUUGGUGCACGGGCAUCUCUGGGAAAGAUGUGCCCUAUGGCCAGGAUGCUGGCACACGAAGCAUUUAGUUGUAGGGCUUUCCCCACAAGCGGGGCUAAAACGGGCUUGUGCGGAAAGCCUUUUCUGAGCCCACCCAAGCUGUCAGGUGGUGGUGUGGGUGCUUCAUUGCAGCCUCGCUUUGCUCCCCAUCAAAAACGCUCCCCCAUUCUGCCCCGCUUCACUGCGUUUGUAUCCGUGCGUCCUGCCUGCCACAGGGUAUUUCUGCAUACGCUGUGACUUGUGGGAAUAACUUGGCCACCAGACAGUAAAGGCAGCAAACACAAUGGUGACCGUGACCUCGUGACAUGCAGAUGUUGUACCACUAAGAGACUUUGCCACUUUGAAGCCAGGCUGCUCUUCUCUGGGGAGUGCACAGGCACAUCUACCACGAGAUGUGGCAGCAGUGUCACCGGCAAAUGCUGUGUGUUUUAAUUCUUAAAAAAAAUCCUGAACUUUCAUGUUCCUCUUUCUCCUUCAAAAUCUGCUUUCCUUUGCAAUGGAUGGUGUUAGCUCUGUCAUUGCUUUGUACUCGUAACCUCAGUGUUCCUUUGAGUUUCUCUGAAGUGAAUGACGUAUCUAUUGGUGCCGCUGAGUUUCUUUGUUUUUCCUUACAAGCAGCAGUAAGCGGAGGCUUUCUCAGAGCUGUAUCCAGCUGUGUUAAGAGGAACGAGAACGGGAAGACAGUUCCUAAUGCAUUAUAGUUUAAUACUAGAAGUGAUGCUGUUUAACCAGGAGUGGUCUUUUCCAACACGUUUAACCCAUAUUGUUCCAAACCUGAAGCGUGCAGCAUCAUGACUCCUUUGCUUGCACGGCAUGCAGAGCAGGAAUUGUAACUGAGAGCAGAGGAGCCUUCACUGUGCUGUGGAGAGCAGACAUUGACUCAAUAGAUUGUAAAGCUUUGAACGUCAAAGUAAUAUUGUCUUCACUAUGCACUACAGAAGAGAAAAACAAGGUUUUAGGGCCAGACUCCAUGCUCAGUUCUCUUGGGGGAUAGAGGAGUUACACGAGACAGACACUGCCAUGAGGUCUGCCCCCAAUAAACUUUUCAAGACCCUGGAUUCCUUCCAAUUUAACUUCUUUUACAAAUCCAAUAAGGUUUCUAUUGGCAGAGGCUAGUUCUUUGCUCUUGCUGGUACACUUUGGGAUGGAAAGCUCAGUGCCAGGGGACAACCCAUUUAAGCAUAAAACUUAACUGCAGAUUAAUUCAUUUGGAGGUUUCACACUCUUCCGUAUAUGACUCAAAGGAAGUGAUUUAUUUUUCUUUUUUUUGCUUGUCAACUGCAUGCAUUUGAGCAUGUCUGAAGUCUUUUAUAGACUGUUUGGUUAAAUAAACCAUUCUGACAAGGAAGCAAAGCCAGA